Molecule: messenger RNA, 518 nt
Organism: Rhipicephalus sanguineus (brown dog tick)
Lineage: Eukaryota; Metazoa; Arthropoda; Arachnida; Ixodida; Ixodidae
Exons: 2
Coding region: 139-510 (123 amino acids)
Source: RefSeq, a predicted model, not a curated record
AGCUCAAACACUUUUUCAAACAGCAACAGCUUUGAGUGAUGAUAUUUAAUAAUGUUAGUUUUUUUUGACGUCGUCGCUAGAUGGUGUCGCGCACGCGAAAAAAAAAAAGAGAAAAGUAGCGGCUGACGCAGUUUCAAAAUGUCGUCCGAUCGCAACGUCUGCGUUUGUUCUCGGGUGUCGGAUCGUCAAAAGGAGCUUCUGCUGGCUUUUGUGAAAGAGCACCCACAGAUCGCGACGCUGUUGUGCCCGCUGGAGCCGUCGUUCACGAGGGAGGACCGGGACGACAUGUGGCAGGAGCUAGUAGCGCUUUUGAACGAAGAAGUCCCUGCGCGUAACACCAGGGCCCAGUGGCAGGCCCGAUGGAGGAAUGAGCGCUACUAUUCGCAGCAGUGUCUUGCCAAACUCCGAGGGCAGCAGAGCGGCACCCGAGGCGGCCAGAUUUCGGAUUACCGCGGCCGCGUCGUGCUUGACAGGGACGAGUGUGCGAGGCCCAUAGUUCGGGUGGUCUGAAUCGGUAA